Messenger RNA from Anoplophora glabripennis (Asian longhorned beetle), 1440 nucleotides. RefSeq names its product zinc finger MYM-type protein 1-like. Gene Ontology annotation, molecular function: protein dimerization activity. The coding region runs from base 1 to 1440 and encodes 479 amino acids. The transcript has a single exon. Lineage: Eukaryota; Metazoa; Arthropoda; Insecta; Coleoptera; Cerambycidae. The record is from RefSeq and is a predicted model, not a curated record.
AUGUCGCAUAUUGACCAGUUAACUUUUAUGAUUCGAUACGUAAAAGACCGUAUUCCCGUUGAAAGGUUUUUGGAAUUUAUACCUAUCAAAGAGCAUAAAUCUGAAUAUUUAGCAAAAACUGUCUUGAAAUUUUUAGAGGAUCACGAUAUUCCAAUCAAAGAUUGUAGAGGACAAAGCUACGACAAUGCUUCAAAUAUGUCGGGAAAGUAUGCUGGACUGCAAGCGCAAAUCAAGGACAAAUGUGAAUUUGCUACCUAUGUACCAUGUGCCGGACAUUCGUUAAACUUGGUAGGUUUUCAUGCCGCUGGAUGCGUACAAGAGGCAACAAAUUUCUUUCAAAUGGUUCAGCAAUUAUACAACUUUUUUUCGGGUUCUAAUCACCGAUGGAAUACAUUGACAGAAUAUUUAGGUUCAAAAAAAGUUCUUAAAAGCCUUUCUGAAACCAGAUGGUCUGCGCGAGCUGAUGCAAUAAGCGCCUUGCAUCAAGGCCAUAAACAAAUUAUAGAAGCCUUGACGUCGAUCGCUGAGGAUACAGAGCAGAAACCAGAAACUAGGCACGAAGCCCUUAGUUUGUCCAGAAAAAUGGAAAAACUGGAAUUUAUUAUAAUGACAGAAAUUUGGAGCACCAUAUUGGAACGAAUAGACAAAACAAAUAAAUAUCUUCAGAAAGAAACAAUGACAAUGGACGUUGCAACAAAUUUGUUCAUUUCACUUGCUGAUUUUAUUAUCAAUCUAAGAGAUAAAUUUGAUUGCUUCGAAUCGUCUGCCAAAGAGAAAUAUCCGGAGAUUGACUACAAGGACCUAUCUCAGAGAACAAGAGGUAGAAGCUCACGUCUGACAUUUUAUGACGGCUCUGCGCCGUCAAUCCAAUUAAAUGGGAAAGAGAAAUUCAGAGUAGAAACUUUUCUUCCCAUAAUUGACACCCUGAGCCUGCACUUGAAACAGAGAUUAAAUUGUUAUAAAGAAAUAAGUCAUAGGUUUAGUUUUUUAUCUCAUUUGAAAACUUUGAACUCCGAGGAGUUGAGACAAAACUGCAAAGAAUUUGCAAAAAUCUAUUAUGAAGACGUUAACGAGACAGAAUUAGAAAUAGAGUGUCUGCAUUUAAAAGAAUACUUGAAAAGUGUCCAGACCAAUGAAGAUGAAGAAACUAAUAUUUCGGAAAUAUAUAAUUUGUUGAAAGAAGACAACAUCGAGGACAUGUUUCCAAAUGUGGAAAUUGCAUUAAGAAUUUUUUUAAGCAUGAUGGUUUCUAACAGCGGUGGCGAACGAUCCUUCUCAAAAUUGAAAAGAAUAAAAAACGAAUUAAGAAAUACAAUUCUUCAACAAAGAUUAACCAGCUUGUCGCUGAUGUCCAUUGAAAGUGACGUGUUAAAAGAGAUAGACUUUGAAGAAAUAAUUAAUGAUUUUGCAUGUCUAAAAUCUAGAAAGAUAUGUCUUUAA